UGUGAAGAGCCACAUGAUCCUGCCUCACACGAGAUCGAGUGAUCUGGAGGUUCAUUUGGCCAUGGAUGGACGUCCCAUCCCUUUCAACUUAAAAGACCCUAUUGCAGAAGCUGAAUCUGAUGCUCAGAAAGUGAGCUCUCUCCAACUGCCAAGAUGGUAAUAAAUGUCUGUCUCCCACAAUUCAAGCCAAGAAUUCACUGCAACAAGAUCUCUGCUGAUGGUUAUGAAGUGGAGAAUCUGAUCUCCGAAGACCUGGCCAGGAGAAAUCGUGGUUUCCGCAGCGAAUACUUCAUCAAACCUCCAGUCCACGUCACGAUCUCUUUUCCCUUCAACAUCGAGAUCUGCAGGAUUAAUAUCGACAUCUCAUCCGGGGGAUACCAAACCUUCUCUGGGCUCGAAGUUUACACCUCUACCUCAUGCAAUAAAACCUCUUGGCAGAGCCCUGAGGGUCAGUUCUCAGGUCUGGCUGGUCAGCCUGUGUCAGACAAAGACACUUUCACACUGGUGGGCAAAGCUGUCUUAAAAAAUCAAAGCAAAGUGACGUUCGGCCACAGAGGCUUCAAGCCGAGGCCUCCCUUUCAACAGAUGGAAAAUGUCUUCUCCUACCCUGGCUCUGCAUCUCAAGACCUCUGGAACAAAGGGCCUGCCUCGCUGAGCAACGUGUCGCACUUAAAAAUCUGCAUCACCCACGUGGCCGGGGGCGGCCUGCCUUGCAUUAAGAGGCUGGAGGUGUGGGGACAGCCUGCCAAAUCCUGCCCGCAGGAGGUGAUCGAGGGUGUCUUUCAGGUGGCCUCCCAGUUCUUCGCCCAGGAUGCCGGCAGCCUCAAGCCGGAGCUUUGGACGCCGAUGGAGAGCGACUGCGUGCCCUUCAGCGCCAACGACAGCGAGCAGCAGACCCUCCGCAAGCUGGUGGAUGUCGUCCAAGACAUCCCCGAAGAAUUCCUGGAUCCCAUCACUCUGGAGAUCAUGACCUUCCCCAUGCUCCUGCCCUCCGGGAAGGUGAUCGACCAAACCACCUUGGAAAAAUGCAACCGGAGUGAGGCGUCUUGGGGCAGGGUUCCCAGCGAUCCUUUCACUGGGGUGGCCUUCAGCCAGCACUCGCAGCCCCUACCUCACCCUACCCUCAAGGCCAGGAUAGACCACUUCCUCCUGCAGCACAGCAUCCCUGGCACCAACCUGCUCGGGAGGGCUCACGCCUCCGAAACGCUCGUACCUUCUUCCAUAACAAUGUCUUCUCUGAAAAGGAAAAUGGACUGUAUGGAUCAGAGCUCCGUGCAGCCACCUUAUUUUUCUUCUACUCACUUACUUGUCACGUCUACCUCAGAGAAUAGUGCUAAAAAAAUGAAAACUGACAAUGACUCGCACUUGAUCCAGAUGGACUGUUCGACAGACCUGGUCUCUCACGAACAAAAACUGUCGGCGAGUUUGGACACUGCCUUGAACUCGGCGCUCAGCUCAAUGCCCUCGUUUACGGCCAAGCUGAUGAAAAGCCAGCAGCAGGCGCAGAGCGAGGGAGGCUGCAGCAGUUCCUGGGGCGUGGGCACCCUCCUCGAGCACGGCAGGAGCAGCCAGACCCAAGGAUGCGCUUCGUGCGGCAAAACCUUCUCGUCUUAUUUCAAAACGGAGCCCGUUUACCAGCUCCCCUGCGGCCACCUGGCGUGCCGCCCCUGCUUGGCCGAGAAGCAGAAGCCCCUGGUGCCGUGCGGGAGUUGUAAAAGGCCGGCGGCCACGCAGGACGUCAGGCGGGUGCACUUCUGAGGCCGCGGCUGCCGGGAGGGCCGAGAAGAAGGAGCUGCUGCCGUUCCCCGCGUCUGCCUUGGGCCGCAGGAGGACGAGAGCUUUGCCGGCGGAGAGGGCUUGGUCUUCUCGUGCUUACAGAGUAGUUGGGGGGGGGGUGGGGGGGGGUGGGGGGUGGGGGGUUUAGAGCAUCGCGCCAGAGCAAAGCGAUCCGAGGAUAAUAAAAGCCAUAGCUUCUUUAACAAGGAAUAUGUAUUUAUACAGAACUGAUUCCCACCUGUCGCACCCGCCCUCUUACCGCCCUCCCAGUGGCUCAGUGGUUUUAGCAUAGGUGCCUUUCGGACUGCGAGUUUAGCUUCCCCGUGGGUUAAAACCGUUUACGUGUUUGACGAGCAGCCGUUCGGGUCGCGGACCAGGCGAAGUCCUUGUGACGGACAACACGCGAGCUACCCGACUUCUCCCCUGCCCCGCCUCGCCCCCCUCCUCCCCGCGGGAGCACGUCGUCCAUCCCGGAGUCCAGGCAGCCACGAGGAGAGGCCGUGGUUAAUGCGUGGGUAACCGGCAGGGAUCUCGCCCCGCUCGCACGAACCCCUGCAGAAAAGCCAUCGCGUUACACCAAACGUCGCUCUCGGUUGAUGUCGUGUGACUGGACCAGGCCCCCGUCUGGCUGAUAGACAUUUAAGCCUUAAUAAAAUUAUGUUCAAAGUCA
Tyto alba (common barn owl) is the source of this 2446-nucleotide messenger RNA. RefSeq names its product U-box domain containing 5 (gene UBOX5). Gene Ontology annotation, cellular component: nucleus. The transcript is spliced from 5 exons. NCBI's taxonomy places the organism in Eukaryota, Metazoa, Chordata, Aves, Strigiformes, Tytonidae. The record is from RefSeq and is a predicted model, not a curated record. Gene Ontology annotation, molecular function: ubiquitin protein ligase binding; ubiquitin-ubiquitin ligase activity. Gene Ontology annotation, biological process: protein polyubiquitination. The coding region runs from base 154 to 1758 and encodes 534 amino acids.